GGUCGUCUGAGACAACCUCCGAUCCCAACACCCACACACACUCACACACACCAAUCCUUCAUAACCACCAGCCAGCUCAACCAGUCGCUCAAUCAACCUUGGGUGCACUAGCACCGGCGGACGGAUUGUUUCGCUCGAUGCAAACGACGACACCUCUAGCCUCCUGCCUCCUCGCACUUUGCUAGAUCGCGCGCCAUGGCAACCGUCGACAGCAGACCCUCGUCGCACCUGGGCGACCGCUCACCCGUCCAGCAGCCUCGCUCUCCUCGCCGCGAUGACCGCGACCGUGGCGACCGUGGCCGGCCCCGUGACGGCGGCGACAACUACCGGCCGGGCCGUCGCGGCGGCGAUGGCGCCCACAACAACCACAAGCACUCGGCGCUCGCCUCCCGCCAGCGAUCGCCACAGCGCCAGCGCACGCCCCCAAAGAUGCCCACCGAGGAAGAGAAGCAGGCCGCCGCCAAAGCCGAGUACGAGAAGCUCUUGACGAUGCGCUCCGGCGGAACCUACAUCCCCCCAGCGCGCCUGCGGGCCCUGCAGGCCCAAAUCACCGACAAGACAAGCAAGGAAUACCAGCGCAUGGCCUGGGAGGCGCUCAAAAAGUCCAUCAACGGUCUCAUCAACAAGGUCAACGUCUCAAACAUCAAGCACAUCGUCCCCGAGCUGUUCAACGAGAACCUGAUGCGCGGUCGCGGCUUGUUCUGCCGCAGCAUCAUGAAGGCCCAGGCCGCCUCGCUGCCGUUCACGCCCAUCUAUGCUGCCAUGGCCGCCAUCGUCAACACGAAGCUGCCCCAGGUCGGCGAGCUACUGGUCAAGCGGCUGGUGAUGCAGUUCCGCAAGGGCUUCAAGCGGAAUGACAAGGCUGUUUGCCUGUCCUCAACCACUUUCAUUGCGCAUCUUGUCAACCAGCAAGUUGUGCACGAGAUGCUGGCGGCGCAGAUGCUCAUGCUGCUCUUGGAGAAGCCGACCGAUGACAGCGUGGAGAUUGCCGUGGGCUUGACCAAAGAGGUCGCCCAGCACCUGGAAGAGAUGAGCCCGCCCAUGGCCCGGAUCAUAUUUGACCAAUUCCGAAAUAUCCUGCACGAGGCCGACAUCGACAAGCGCGUGCAAUACAUGAUCGAGGUCCUGUUCCAGAUCCGCAAGGACAAGUUCAAGGACAAUCCGGCGAUCAAAGAGGAGCUGGACUUGAUUGAGGAGGAGGACCAGAUCACCCACCGAAUCGAUCUGACGGCACCCAUCGAUGUGGAGGAUGGUCUCAACAUUUUCAAGUUUGACUCUGAGUGGGAGGAGAACGAGGCCAGCUACAAGAAGCUGAGGGCCGCGAUCUUGGGAGAGGGCAGCGACUACGAAGACGACGACGAUGACGACGAUGACGAGAGCUCCGAAGAGGAAGACGAGGGCGUCAAGGCGAUGGAAAUCAAGGACCAGAGUAACACGGAUCUCGUCAACCUGCGCAAGACGAUCUAUUUGACGAUUCAAAGUGCGAUGGACCCAGAAGAAGCCGUGCACAAGCUCAUGAAGAUCCAGCUUCCGGCCGGCCAGGAGCCCGAGCUCCCUUCCAUGGUGGUGGAGUGCUGCAGUCAGGAGAAGACGUACACCAAGUUUUUUGGUCUGAUUGGCGAGCGCUUCGCCAAGAUCAACCGGCUUUGGACUGAGCUCUUUGAGGACUCGUUCCGCAAGUACUACGAGACAAUCCACCGUUAUGAGACGAACCGGCUUCGCAACAUUGCUAGGUUCUUUGGCCAUCUCUUUGGCUCGGACGCCAUUGGGUGGCACGCCAUGUCUGUGAUCCACCUGAACGAGGACGAGACGACGUCUGCGAGCAGAAUCUUCAUCAAGAUUUUGUUUCAGGAGAUCUCGGAGGAGCUAGGCAUGAAGAAGCUCCAGGCCCGCAUGAGAGAGCCUGACUUGCAAGCAGACCUUACUGGACUGUUUCCCCGAGACAAUCCGCGCAACGUGCGCUUCUCUAUCAAUUACUUCACGAGUAUUGGCAUGGGCGCGCUGACCGAGGACAUGAGAGAGUUCUUGGCGAAUAUGCCGAAGCCGGCGCUACCUGCGCCUGCUCCUGCCGACCACUCAGACUCCGAUUCCGUGUCAAGCUACUCUUCCUACACUGGCUCUUCCUAUUCUUCUCGCUCACGCUCGCGAACACCGCCGCGCAGGUCUGGUGACCGGGGACGCAGUCUCUCGCGGAGCCCCCGCAGAAGUCGGUCGCGAUCUUAUUCCGACAGCAGAAGCCGGUCAUACUCGCGGUCUCGCUCUCGGUCGUACAGCAGGAGCCGCAGCCCCGCGCCUCGUCGUGGAGGUGCCAGACAAGCUUCGCAUUCGGCCAGUCCGCUUCGAACCGCAGGCCGUGGCGCUGACCGCGGAGGGCCUGCUACGCGCGGCCGCUCAUACAGCCGUGGCAGCUAUUCUUCACGAUCGCGCUCGCGCUCCUAUACGCCGUCGCGAAGCCGGAGCCCGGCGCCUCGAAAAGCCGGAGCGGCUCGCGGUGGCUCACGAUCUGUCAGCCCACCUCGAGGAGGAGGCAGGGCCCGCGGUGACAGCGCGUCUCGUUCGAGGUCUCCACCGCCUGCUCGCGGCCGCAUGGCGAACCGAUCAUUGUCACCCCCUGCGGGCGCCGGCAAGGGAAGGAGGCGCAACACUAGCUCUGUGAGCAGCACCGGGUCACGCAGGAGGGCUGCCCCGGCGUAUCAGAGCCGCUCGCCAAGCCCGGCUGGCAACAAGCGAAAGAGGUACGGCAGCGACAGCCGCUCGCCUUCCCCCCCGCCGCAGAAGCGCGACCGCAGGGGUUAAAGCAAAGAUUGUGUACAAGUUUAUUAAUUCUCGUGGUGUAUGAUUGGGAGUGGGAGGCGUGGCCAGUGCAGCCACCGUGCCGAUAUGAGGGGACACUCGUUGGAAGAGAGGCGGACGAACCAUAAGCAUCUUUGCAGAAUGAAAGCAUAGCGAAUUACCGAGAAAUAGUAGUAUCACGUCAGCUUGGCAGUGACCAACAUCCGACGACUAACCUAGCUUGUCCUUGUGAGACCAUGUAGAAUGGCAAGUUCCAGCUUCUCCUUGA
Microdochium trichocladiopsis is the source of this 3061-nucleotide messenger RNA. RefSeq lists its product as uncharacterized. Gene Ontology annotation, cellular component: catalytic step 2 spliceosome. Lineage: Eukaryota; Fungi; Ascomycota; Sordariomycetes; Xylariales; Microdochiaceae. The record is from RefSeq and is a predicted model, not a curated record. Gene Ontology annotation, molecular function: protein binding; RNA binding. Gene Ontology annotation, biological process: mRNA splicing, via spliceosome. The transcript has a single exon. Bases 196 to 2796 code for a protein of 866 amino acids.